CUUUCUUGAGAAGAGUCAGCACAAGGAGAAAUGGCCAGAUUCGUUUCUUUGCUGUUUUUUCUCAGUCUGAGCUUGUGCUGCUGCAGAUCCCAGGGCCAGAAAAGAAAAAUGAGUGUGAGGCUCCACAGGGGCAGCAUCCCCCUUUCCCUGCGAGCCAACGUGGAGCUGGAGUGUGUGAUCUCAGACCACAGCCUGUCCGACAGCGGUGUGUCCUGGGUGCGCCAGUACAGGGAUUCUGCCCCCCAGUUCAUAUUGUUCGUUACCUCCCUUGGCCGGGUGGCAGCGACAGAGAAUGGAAAACCACCCGAACGCUUUCAGGCGAAAAAAGAAUCCAGCAACUACAGACUGACCGUGACGUCCUUCCAGGAGCAGGACCAGGGCAAUUAUUACUGCAUCGUCAACCACAACCAGAGACUGCACUUCAGCUCCGGGAUCCCACUACACCUGCCAGCCCCCGCCACCACAGCCGCCCCUCCGAAGGCAACCACGCCCCAGCCCAGCACCAUCACCCGCAGCGGGGAACUCGGGGGCUGCAAACACUCCCCGGACACAGAGAAAGCCCCAAAGGAAGGGAUGGAUUUAUCCUGUAACAUUUACAUCUGGGUCCCCUUAGCCAGCACCUGCCUUCUCCUCUUCAUUGCCCUGCUGGCCACCAUCACGGUGUGUCAAACAACCAGAAGACGAAGAUGCAAAUGUAAAAGACCUAUGCCUGGGAGCAAUGGAAAACCCAGCUUGCCAAACAGAUACGUGUAACGUGACUGAGCCAUUUGCAUCUGGAUCUCCAAACGGGAGCUGUCACUGCAUAAACAAACCCUACGUCUAUUUCCAUUACUCAUUCUCGCUCUCACUUUAUUUUUUAAAUUGUUCUUGUACUUUCUAGUCUGUUAAUUUUUAAAAGGCAAACUGUUCAAAAAGAGCAUAUAGAUAAUGCUGGACAUCAGCCACUUCCUACAUCAGCUGUAUUGCCUGGAUUUUAAAAUGUAGCUCCCUCCAAAAUUUUCUUGGUUGAAUCUUUCAAGCUGGUUUUCAAGUCAUAAAAAAGUAAAACAUGCCAAAUGAUAUAGUCCAUAACUCUGGCAAAACCCUCACUUACUGAAGCCUGUGGCGCAAAUCCUGAGAUUUUUAUUGUCCUUACUCAGAUAUAUACCAAUUGACUUCAACAGCUAAGUAAAGAUCUCAACAUUCAGUCUGUUGGAAUUUUGCCUGCACAAAAACCGAGUAAAGACUGCCAGAUUAGGCCUGCCACGACAAAGUGCGUGAUCCUGCCGCAACUGAAGUCAGUGGUAAAGCUCUCGUUCACUUCAGUGAUGCAGGACUGGGGCCUUAGUGAAGACAUUUCUAUUUGUGAUGCUGUCUACAAUGGGGAAAGGAGAUAAAAGGUAUUUAAUCUAAUGAGCAUCCCAAUGCUGAGCUAACUGGAAGUGGGGCAUUAGCACAGGUCCUAGGCACUGCUAGGAUUUUUAAUUUUAAAAGGGGGCAAAAAGCCAGUUAACGUUGAACAAUCACAGAGUUUAAUAUCAGCAACUGGCUAAAAUCAAUAAAACUGUAAAACUUUUAGAAGACAUGAUGCAGGGUUGAAAGGGCAAAUGCUAAAAAAGGCUGUUAUUUCUUUCACAGUCCCUAAGACUAAAGAUUGCAGGCUCCAGCAUUCUGCCCUUACUCAGGUAGACUGUCACUGACUUCAGUGGGAGUUUUGACUGAUCAAGGUAUGCAGGAUUCAUCCUAUUUGUAGGCACCCACAGGCAAGUGGCAAAAGAGUAAAUCUAACCCCACUCUCCUUUCCGCAAACCAGUGUUUUAAGCACAGAAUGAAAGAUCUUAUUUUUUUCAACUACGUAGUUGAUGUAAAUAUUUUCUUGCUAUAAUUGCCAUAAAGUUUUUCAAUAUUUCUGUUCCCAACAAUCAGUAUAAAUACUGUGGAACAAUUCAACUAUACUUCUAGAUAGUCUCACUGAAGUACAUUGCCUUGUCUUCUCCUUAGCCUCAGAAAAGCUAGAGAACUAAAUAAAAAUAUAAAUGACCUUUUUGCUGAGAGAUUUGAACAAGAGAAGAAAGGUGUUGCUGUGGUUAAAGAUUCAGGCCUAGGCUUCAGGAGACCUGGGUUCAAAUCCCAGCUCUACCACAGUCUGUAACCUUAGUCUCUUCCGUACCUUGCUGUCAUGCUAAACCCGUAAAUACUUUGGGGAUAAAGGCCUUAUAAGUCUGUAGAUACAAGAUGUUGACUGGCAAGAGAAAUCUCUGACUACAUAUUUGUACACAAAUCAGCCAGGCAAAAUGUUCCCGUAUGUAUUGGCUCUAUCAUAGUAAUACAAUCCAAAUUCACUUCCAACAUCCCAAGUGUAUCUCUUCUUAAACAAUGGAUCUGGUAAUAAGUGUGGCCCCAAUUUAGUAAAGUCUUAAGCUUGUGCCUAUCUCAAGACUUGUGAGUAGUCCCAUUCACUAGACCAAGAAAUACUUUUGUGACAGAUGUUGAGAUGCCAUGUAAUAAUCUAUGAAUACUGAGAUAUAAUAAUGUUAUGAACACUGCAUGUGACCUGCUCUGUAAAGGGAAGUUACAGUAUAGUAUGGUGGGUUAUUGGAAUUUCCUGAAUGAAUGUAUCGAUCUGACUUAAUAGGAGGUUGUGAGAAAAGCAAGCAGGAAAGCAACAAAAUAGCUAGAGGUAAGCAACCCUUACCCUCCCAACAAACACAGGGGUCAGGGAGGGAGGGAGGGAGUAUGAGGGGCAAUUGUAAGACAGUGGCAUUCCUCCAGGCCCUAGACCAAAGUGACAUAGCUGUUCUGCCAAUGUAAGGAACUAGUAGAUCAAAGGGCUAUAAACAGUUAAGUCUCCUCAGGAGAAGAAGAAGGAUCAAUUGUCACUAUGUGUGACAGACCCAGAGAUAGGCUCUGUGGAGGAGUCUGAAAGAUUAGGAUCUUUCCCCAGAUCCAGGGAAUGGUAAGCCUUAGGGAAAGACAGGCAAGCAUGUAGGGUGUUGAUUGUUUUAAGAUUUGUUUUCUCUGAAAGGCUUUUGUACUAAAUAAAUAAUG
Caretta caretta (loggerhead turtle) is the source of this 3027-nucleotide messenger RNA. RefSeq names its product CD8 subunit alpha (gene CD8A). NCBI's taxonomy places the organism in Eukaryota, Metazoa, Chordata, Testudines, Cheloniidae. The record is from RefSeq and is a predicted model, not a curated record. Gene Ontology annotation, biological process: T cell mediated immunity; cell surface receptor signaling pathway; cytotoxic T cell differentiation. Gene Ontology annotation, cellular component: external side of plasma membrane.